ACGGAACACCAGCAACAGCCAUAUCGAUGGCGAGCAAGAAAGACGCAAGAGAAGGACAAGGGAGCAGAGGCGAAAACAGAACGGAGAAGACGGGAUUGUUUGCUCGCAAAGUGGCAUGCCUCAGACAGCCACCAUCCCUCCAAGAACAAGCCACUACUUGACGCCUGCAUCGCUACGGCCCUUGGUGUCCUCUCAAUCCUUACUCCUCUCACCCACUGCGGCAGGCCAUCACUCGCAUAAUCCCAGCUAGCCCCCGUCGCAUUCACACUCGAUCAGGUUCAAGGGUACUUGUCAGGGAUGGCAACUGGAGAAACAGUGCAGAGUAUGGCCCCAAGUGCAGGCGAGUAAAGGAAUCUAUAACACGGGAUAAAGGCGUUCAUACAAUGACGCUGAUGAGAAAGGUAAAAAUCUCUCACUCCGGCACGUCGGGCCCUUUUUCUGCCCGUGAAAGGGUGACACGUUCUCGAUUCUGCAGGUUGACAAGUGAGGCAGCUGUCUCCGUUUUGAACAUGCAGACUGCAGCAAGAAUCUGCAUUGGCUUUGCCGUGCGAACACUGACACAACAAGUUGGGCUCCUUGGGCUUAUCAUCAGGGCUACGUUUUGGGACACGCACAGUCGCCACAACACUUCCAGACCACCUACGAAUACGAGGUGGCAGUCGACCCAGCACGGAUUCAGACCAUCUCGAUCGAGCUCAGAUUGUACUUUGCCUCGACCGACACUCAGACGGAGCCAGCUUGUCGACGUCGUGGCCUAAGCCAUCCUGAAUGGGGGAUUCAACAUGCAUCCGCAUCCCCUCACACCAUAAGAUGAUGUCGGAACACCGUACAUUUUAUUUUAAUGACGCUCUUGUGCCUCGCUACUGUACUCCAAGACGGAGAUGCAGUAGCUGCAUGGAUGUCAAGGACUUCCAUGUUCUCUCCACAGGCGUCGCAAGCAGAGCGCUUUGCGUCUGCGGCGUGUUGAGCGCGUGCCGUUCCUGGCUGUCAGAGUAAUGACGGCCAGCGAAAAGUGUGGAGAAGAUGCAGAAAGUCAUGCCAGGGCUCAACAUACCAUUCCUCAAACUGGUUGGGGAUCAAGGGCUGAGCAGCGAAUGGAACAUGCCGCCGAGAGCAAGCACAGAGACUAGGAGAAAGCCACAUUGAGCCAACAAAUCCUACUGCUGCUGCCCGCUCUGAACUACUCGGGGCCACCCAAACAACAGACUUUGGCCCUGCCGCCCGACGUCACGUCAAAUCCCUGAGGAGAUUGGUCCUUGUAUUGAUGGUCGCAGUUCAAGAAAGAGGAGAGCAGUUGAGCCCCAUGCCGGUCUGGUUAACUCUGGUGCGAGGAAGAACGACAUGACUACCUAUGGUUUGACUCUGAACCUUUCACAUGCUUCAAGUUCAACCGUGCAAACCUUGAGCAUGCGAUCGCCGCGAUCGUUUGAGAUCAGCGGAAGACUACCCAUGGUUUAGCGCACACUGCCGCACCUAGCCCCUCUACCUGUUCGCGUCCAGUGCCGACAGGGUUCCUACGAACCGCGCACAAACUAAGUCUCAAGGCUCAUUUUACGUCCAUGCCCGAUACCGACGUUUCUUUGAGGGUUGAUAGUGCUCAACGGCACGAAGAGCCUAUCACCAACUGCCUCGAAUCAUAGGCAGUUCAAAACCUUCGCUGCAAACAUGUGUUGGGCUCCGACCGUUGCCACCACGCACCACGGUGGGGAUUUGCCUCAGAGUUUCGCCUUCCCUUCGCUGAAGGGCUAUCCAACGCCUCCACCGAUGGUCUACUUUGUAUGAACGAGAUCCACCUCAUGGUGGACCAGCUUGGCCCCAUGUUGCUUCACACAUGCUGGAACAUGCAAUCCCAAUUAGGGAGACUCCCACUCUCAGGGGGCCGGAUUAUGCCCUCCCUAAAAUAACAAUGAGGAUUGACAUAUCCUCGUGUGCCUAAUAGCCCGCCCGCUUGUCGCUCCAGGUAUUCCAGUGUACGAGGUAUCAACACGGAAACUGAACACUUCUACCACGAGUUAUUUCUUUGCGUCAGAACAGAGGGGUAACGACCAAAAACAGCGAAAGAGGAGUUCAGUGCCAAUAGCGCUCUGCUUCUUCGAAUUCCUUGCAUGCGACUCUGGUUGUUUAAUCCUCCCAUUGGCACGUCCCUAACACGACUGGGUAUGGUAGCGCCAGCAAGCUGCUGGCAGGUUAUGAAGGACUCCCCGCAUUUCUGGCGAUCUCCCUGCCCUCUGUUCCGCCACCUUUUGUUUGAACCAAACCUCGGACGGACCUUCGGCUCCAUCCACUCGCGGCACAGUUCGGCAUCUUGUUUCGCGAAGCCGUCUCAAGCCAUCCCAAGCCAUUCGCCAUCUACUAUAGACGAGUCAUGCCACCUUCGAGAGCCUUGGCAGUGACCUCUUCAGCCAAAGCGGACACGAUCAAGAGGGUGGCGAGCGAGAAGAAUGCACACACAUCCCUCUCUUUUUUGGCUGACCCAUGAUAUGGACGUUGAUAGGUCUUUGCACCAACCAGGUCCGGCUUCCGGAAUUGCUGCUGGCCAUUAGUGUUGUACCCUUCUGACAUAUGCCUGUUGGUACGACAAAAAGAGGAGAUGGACAACAUCCUUGGGCUCUUGAUCAGCCACAUAGAUCCCGCCUGGCACGCUCCACAAGCGCCACUGCGGAUAUGACAGCCGUCUUAUGCGCAUC
This is a messenger RNA of Cladophialophora immunda, 2687 nucleotides long. RefSeq lists its product as uncharacterized. Bases 384 to 758 code for a protein of 124 amino acids. NCBI's taxonomy places the organism in Eukaryota, Fungi, Ascomycota, Eurotiomycetes, Chaetothyriales, Herpotrichiellaceae. The transcript has a single exon. The record is from RefSeq and is a predicted model, not a curated record.